UUCAGCUUUAAUUAAAUAAACAAUUGAAGUGUUUCAUACAAAAAAUAUUUUCGAGUGACGAAAAAAAAGUAAAUUAUUACUACUGAAGAAGAGCUCAUUGAGAUAAAAAGUGAGAGUUGGAAAAAUAUUUAUUAAAAAUUUAUAAACCGUCGUUAUUGUUGUUGAUCAACCAACGACUUUGCAUUAUAUAAGAAGAAGAAUAUAAGCGAGCGUGAGCGACAUAAACAUCUGUCUAUGAAGUGCUGCCUGCUCAACUACGAGACAGAUGUCGAAACAGCAGAGAGGAGUGUAAAGUGAAUAUUAAAAAAAAAAAAUUGAACGAAGGAAGAUAUUUUAAUAAUAUUCAAGAAGUUUGACAAUAUAAUUUACUCUCUCUCGCAUCAUCAUCAUCAUCUACUACCAUUUCUCAGCAACUUUUUUUCUUGCUCAUCAGACGUGUUCACUGUGUUCUUUAUUGAGUUUCAUAAAGCAGCAUGACCACAGCAAGUAUCUUGGAUGUUCAAACGUGGCUUGUCUAUCAAAAGAUAUCCAUCGAAUGUGCUGGAUGUUUGUAAAUAUUUUGCCCUGCAAGAGUUAUUAAAGUACCUUUAACUACCUGCCGCACUGAUAAUUUUUGGUUUUUCCAAAAUUUAUUUAUUAUUUGAUACCUAAAUAUUACACUUGUUCUACAACACACACAAUCAUUCACAAUGCAUGACAAAGUUAUGACGGAAAAUGGCUUCAAAGCGAAGGACAUCGGCUUGCGGGCGCAAAAGAAAAUCCUUUCGCGGAUGGCCAGCAAGAACAUGGCAAAAGUCUUCAUUGAUGACACGACAUCUUGUUUGCUGGACAACAUUUAUAAAUUAAUUAAAUUACAGACCAACAACAAAAAAGACGCGGAACGCAUCGUAAAAAAUAUAAUAAAAAUUGUGAUAAAAAUUGCGGUCCUCAACAAAAAUGACCAAUUUGACGCAGAGGAAAAACAACUAGCGAAUAAAUUCUACGACAAAUUUCUGCGCCUUCAGAUGAUCAUCACGUCCUUCCACGAGGUGGAUUACAGUUACGACCAGGCAUUCAUUUUGCCAAAAAUCAAGGAAAUUCAUCAAAUGCUGAAAGAUCUCGUUCGCCGAAAUUUGACGGAUAAAUCUCUCAUGCGCAUCGACGAAGUAUUCGAAUUUUUCCAAAACCCCGAAUUUUUGGACAAACUUUUCACGCAAAAUCCCUCGUAUCGAGAGCUAAUGGACAAAAUUGUCGCUGACAUGAACAAAGCAAAUGAGGGGCUUAAUAUUUAAGCUGUUUUGCCGUUGAAUGUUAAAUGUACAAAAGAAAAGUCAAUUGUCACAAAAUGUACUUAUAGAAAACUAGAACAUCAUAUCAAAAACACAAAAAAUUAAAAAAAAAACUCGCGCGAUGAUUUGAUACGUUUCUUGUACUAUCCUGUUUAGUUGUU
This is a messenger RNA of Culicoides brevitarsis, 1429 nucleotides long. RefSeq names its product tumor necrosis factor alpha-induced protein 8-like protein. The coding region runs from base 690 to 1271 and encodes 193 amino acids. Gene Ontology annotation, biological process: regulation of apoptotic process. The record is from RefSeq and is a predicted model, not a curated record. The transcript is spliced from 5 exons. Lineage: Eukaryota; Metazoa; Arthropoda; Insecta; Diptera; Ceratopogonidae. Gene Ontology annotation, cellular component: cytoplasm.